AUGAGGUCGAACGAAAAUUGCAUUUUCAUGAUACUGAUAACAUACGAAGGUAUUUUAAAAACAAUUACGUUCCAAAAUGCGUCGAGUGAUGGAUUUAUUUUAACAACUGGCUCUCCAGUUUCAAUACUGGGGCCAAGAUUAAUUACGUAGACAAAUCAAUGUAUUAGAGUUUUUAUUUAGUAUUUUAUCUUUAAGUGUUUAAUGCAGGCCUAAGAGUGAAAUAUUCAUGGAAGGAACAGCUCUCUCUUUUGCCUUAUCUCUGUAGAGUCUGUGGAGUAAAAAACGUUUUACAAAAUUCAUGUUAUUCGCCCUAAUACUUUUGCAAAAAAGGCAUCAGCUUAUUACUUUAAAAAAGCCUCCUUAUCGUUUUUUACUGCAAAUUAUUUAUUUACAUAGAUCGACAGCUGACCAAAUCAUUUUUGGGGUCAGUGAUGUCAAUGACAGUGCUGAAUCAUGUUUAGAUUUUUUAAAAUAUUGUUAACAGUACAAACUGAAGCUCAAAACACGCAAAGUCCUUCAAAGCUACGAUCCUGCUGGUCUCCUUCAGGUAUGGACAGUGUUUCUUACAACGACAAAGAAAUUAACUAAUGAGUUUAUAUCAGCAAAUUUGUUCGGAAUCCUUUUUUUUUUGUCUAUUGCAAUGUUGAGCUUGAUGAUGGUUUCAGAACCCUUUUCUUUUCUUAUAUUUUAUUUUUUAUAACAGAAAUGUGGUUUCUUUCUCUGGUUUUCAUGCACGAAGGAGUUUUCACGAACGACUAUUUAUCAGAAGAUUUUUUCGGAAUUCUUUUUUGUGACUAUUGAAAGGUUGAGCUUGAUGACGGUUUAUUAUUUUAUUGUAGUUUUUUUUUUUUAAAUUCAAUUUUUGUAUAACAGAAAUGUGAUUUCUUUCUCAAAUUUCCAUGCAGCUUUACUGACGUUCCUCAUUCAUCAGACUGCUCGUAGAUCAGCAGAGGCAACCAAACGUAUAUUUCAGCAUUUCGAUUUUGAAAUACCCGUGGCCUUUGGUGUCCAUCAAAAACUGAUAGGGUCACAUUAAAGAAAUAAUAUAUAGGUUUAGUCAGGGCUAAAAGCGAGGCCUCCGUUUCUAUACUUAUGAUAAAAGCAAUCAAAUUAAAGUAAUAACAUGAACUCUAAGCCACAAAAAAAAAAAGAAAGAAAUCUUCGCAUCUCUAAGAGCCUUCGGCACCAGACACCUUUAGAUGGAGGGGCUAAAUGAUUAAGAAAAAAUAUCCUGCAAACAAACCUGAAUUGAAAACAAUGGGUAAAUUGUAGGUCUCUUAAAAGAGCUGUGUCACGAAAUUCAGCCAAAUUAGGUUAUUGCAAAAUACUCGUUGAAUUAAAAGAAACAUAAAAAUAACCGUUUAAAACGUUAAAGGAAGGUUAAAAUAACGCAGCAGAUACAACAGCUGCCACGGAUGGACAAAACUGAAGAAUAUUGAAACGGAUUAAAAUUGGGGUUUUUGAAAACUGUUCAGCCUAACUGACAGUUUUUCAAAGUUUAUCUCUGCUGUUUGCAGCUUCAAAAAUAACGCUCAGGGGACAUAUUUGUUUGUCUCUAAUCUCUGAUUUUGUCAUUUACAUGUAAUUUCUUUGCCUACAUUCAGUUCCAUGGCGAUUGAGGGCGAGUAAUUGGCAAAAUAAAACAAAAUAAAGUGGACUGCCGUUGCUUGUCGUAAUUUUUUUUGCGCACCUUUAUUUGGCAUUUAUAUGAUUGUUUGUUUGCUGAGUUCAACUUUUUGCUGGUCAAGUUCUAGAUUUUAGGCGAGCUUUUCAAACUACUAGUUAUCAUAGUCAAAUGUGAGUCACAGGAAAGCUUUCUUGAAUUGUAUAUUCUUCAUCCUUUUUGUCCUUUUGUGUAGUUUUUCAGUAUAAAAGAGAAAAGAUAACAAAAGGUGACUGCAGCCAGUGAAGUAUGUUUGACAUCCCAGUUGCGUUAUAUGCCGUAUUGUUGAUCAUAAGUACAACGUAAGCAUAUUUUUUAAAAAAACUUUUUACUGAAAGUUUUCUUUCUUUUGCAGUCUGUCCAACAUGUUUUCAGCGAUAUUCUCCAUCGUUUUUGCUAUGGUUUUAGUUUCUGUUGAAAGCAGUACUGUUCAAUCUGCUGUUGAAGUUGCCAUGAGGUGCACUAAAAAAGGAUGGCAAGCGGAAAUGGAUGCUCUGGCAUCAGGCCCUGUCACCGAGGAAGAGAUCCUUGAAGAUGCUUGCAUUUAUCUAAGGGUAAGCAUUACAGAGUAUUUAUAUAUCACCAGUAUACAUCAGCUUGUCUUGCGGUCUUUUCUUUCUUUCCUCAAAAGAAGAAGAGCAACAAAAAAUAAAAACCUUUGAUGGCGUUGGAACUUACAGCCAGCGGACAAGGCGUGGAGGUAAUUGAGAAGCUGUAAGAGGGCCAAAGUGGAUUUGUAGCUUUGACGGCUGACGGUUAAUUUUCAGUCAGUUCAAGUUUGACGGUGGACGGCUAAAUUUUAGGGCUUUUGACGGUUAUUUAGUGAAAAUUUAGUUCACGAGUUAAAGUAAAUAUUAAUUAUAACUUCUGUACAAAUUAAUAUUUAACUAUUGUGUUUUGGAGGUUGCUUUGAACCGUUCACAUAUAAAAUUUCCAAAUAUUUUAAAAGAUACAGGAAAAUUGUAAGGUCUUGUAAUGUUCAGAGACAUUUUUUUUUAUAUAACAUGGCCAGUGGAUUUUCAAGUGAAGAGAUUCUUCAGGAGCCAAAAGCCCGUGAAGAUCAGCUGAAAUAGUGAGACUUGAAAUACCUCGAAACGUUUUUAUGGUUAAUAUUACUCUCAAUUUUAGGCCGUUUGGCGGCUGACUGUUAACCCUAUUGAAACCUUCCCCUAAAGGUCGCAGCAGUAAAAGAACUCGCUUCUGGCCGUGUGUAACUGAACCUACUUUCUCGAUAGUAAACUACACAUAUCGCGCCUUAAUUUUUAACCAGUUUUAUUGGCUAAAAAGUUAGUUACGACUGACACUGCUUAGCCCAGUCUGAGUACCAAAACUGGUUUUGCUCAGGAGAACGUUUUGAAAAGGUUACGUUUUCUGUCACUGUACUGUGUUUUCAUCGAACAAGUGUGGACGGAAAAAAAUAAAUGUUUGGAAGAAAAAACAUAAAGUUUUAUCAGUCGUCAAAUAAAAACAGAUAUCUUUUGACCAAGUUGCUUCCUGCGAACGGGGGGAGACUUCUGAGGCUACCACUCUGUAACUUCAAAACCGCUUAUGAUACGGCCACGAAAUUACACAGGAUAAUGUGCUCAUAAUUUCCAACAUCUAGGCAUAUCAUGAUUGACACAAUGACGUAAUUUGACGUCAUUAUGACGUCAUAGUGUUAAAUUUUCUGUCAGAGUCCAAAUUCAUCAAUUUUUCCCCUCAAAGCACAAAAACGUAAAUAGUAAGAAGUCUGGCAAAAUCAAGAAGUAGGCGAUAACACAAAUAAUCUUUCACAAUAGCAGUGAUGUCAUGAUGACGUCAGUUGUUAUCAAAGAAGGAUCUGGAGUCAUCAACCAUCUUGAAUCUGCCAUUUAGAAUUACUGAUUUAAAUGUAUUCAAUUCUACUUAAAACCCGUAUACAUCGUGCAAACGUGAUUGAAGAACUGAUCAGUGUAUAAGAGAGUGCUUAGGAAUAAUAAAAAAGAAAAUCCACAAGCUAUGAAAUUCCGAGAAAAAUUAACACCAUAAAAUAUUGAACCAAGCAUCUGCCAUUUGGUCAUUUUUUAAACUUAAUUUUUUUUCUUCUCAAAUCUUCUCAAAUCAUUCAAUAAAAAGCCUAUAAUAAAUUUGAGAAAAUAUAAUGCUAUAAUUCAAUACGUGAAAAAUAGAUAUAAAUCUUUUUUUAUAGGAAAAAAGCAAAUCUUGAAAAACAUGGCUGUCAAAACUCGGCUUACAUAGUAACGUUGUCAAUGUUGACAUAUACGUCACGACGACUUUAAAAUGUUCCCAGAGUAAUAAAACGUUUUCACUGUCACGCAACAAAAAAUUAAAUUGGAAACCGUCCAGUGGAAGAAACCAAGAAAAUGAAAUGUUGUAAAAGACUAAUAUAUAAACAAUUUGUCCACGUUUCAGGUCUUUGUGGCCCACAGUUUCUGAGUUAUUUGACGAAACGUUUCAUGCACCUUUGUAGAGCUUUGUAUGGGAGACGCCAUAUCGGUGCACCAAUAUGGCCGCCGGAAAUCAACAAAAACAUCACUUUUUCUAUAAAAGCUAUUUCUUUUCACCCGAGAACUAGCAUUCGUACGCGUAAACAUAUCUUCUAAUACUUGAAGUGGUUAUACUGCUGAGAAUCAAGAGGAGAGACUUUUUUCAACGAGACAGCAUUCCUAUUUUGGUGUCACGCACCGUGAAAACUCGGAAGUUCAAAUAGGCCAUUUUCAGGAUGGCGUUAUUUUACUGCUACGACCAGAAUCCUUUUCGUUUUUCCUUUCAUCUUUAAAUUUUACAAUCCCAGUGAGGUUUGAAUAACAAAAGCCUUAAUUAGCACAAGGAAGCGAAACCUUGAAGGAUCCUGGUCGUAGUAGUAAAAUGAUGUCAUCGUGCAAAUGUCCUAUUGCUCCAUUUUCGAAAUGAAACAUGCUACGGAAAUGGAAACUUGUACAAAGAUUAACUUUUUGUUUAUCUUCAACCUAGUGAUGUCACAAUGAUAAUGAUGUCACAAUGAUAACCAUAUAUUAUUAGGAAAAGUCAGUAAGUUUUAUAGCAUAAACGGUUUUGAAGUUUUAGCAGGGGAGGGGGAGGGGGAGGGGGGGUCCAAACCCCGUUGAUCUGAAUAGGGUUAAUUCUCAGAAGAAUUUAUAUAAUAACAAUGCUAAAAAAAUACACCACGGAGUUAUUUGUUCCCACAAUAUCAAUGGUUUGAAAACGUUAUAAUGAUAUUGGAAGUUCUGAGCUCUCGAUGGCAUUGCUAUCCUUUGAUUACUCUUCAUGAAGACUCAGUAAAUUUGAACAAAUAUAUUAAGAACCCACCAUGUUCGAUGAGUUCUUAACCUUUUCUAUACUUUAACGCUUACUGACCUUCUUUAUUAUUAUUAUUAUUAUUAUUAUUAUUAUUAUUAUUAUUAUUAUUAUUAUUUUGACAGGAGUUUGCGCGUUGCAUUCUGAAUACAGACCCCUCUAAAUACGCCUCACCCGACCCCAGUAUCGUCCACCUCUUGGCCGCUUACGAAUGGCAGCAUCUGUACAUAGCAGAGAUGGCUGGAAUUUGUGACAACAUGCCGACAGAAAAGCUAAAGAAGAUCGCAUUGGAUCACGGUAUGCUUCAAGGGAGGGGCAAAAGGCGGGUGGGUGUGUGUGGCUGGAAUCCCUCUUGAGUUUUUGAUAUGUUGAGUGAGGCCUUUAGUAUUGUGGAUUAAGGCUGCUGAUGAGGGGGGGAGGGAAGAUUUUGGGCUAAACUAGGUGAGAUUUAGCCGAUCCCCGCUUUGAAUGUUUCUUCAGUGAAGUGAUCCCCCCUAAUAACUUGUGAUGACUUUCGUGAUCCCUCCACCAUGCCUUCAUUUUCCAAGCAAAUUUGAGUGGUUCCCCCCUCCGAAUCCUUCCAAAGAUUUCAGCGAUCCCCCCCUCUUGGGUUCUCAGUUACGACUGAGAACCCAAGAGGGGUUCUCGCAAAAAUCAACUGACCCUUUUCCCCCCACUCCCGCAGGCGAUAAAUAAUGACCGGUGCCUAAUAUACUUUUACUUGCCAACAGUUUAUAGCUAGUUAGUAUAGAAACUAAGCACAUAUUUAUGCUUUAGGUCUAAAAUAGGUUAUCAUUUAACAUUUCACUCUUUUGCCCUACACCUUUUUUAGACAAAAAUGCAAACUUGCAUUUCUGUUGAACCAAUUGUCAUCACUUUCAAUGUCAUAUAUCGCAACCACCCCUGACUACCUUCUCUAUUAACGUCGGAAGGGGUUUAAUCCAAGGAUCUAUUUUGAUGUCAAAUAAUUUCUCUUUUUUAAGGUGUAAUGGAGAAAGAAAAUUUGAAGAAUGUUGGUAAGAAGUUUCAUUUUUACAUAGGACAGUGAAUCUUGAUAGGAUGUAGCACAUAUCUAAACAUUAGGCAUCAAGUGAUUGAUUCAGAUUCUGACUCGCUCCAACCAGCCGAACCACCCGAACUGUAUGCGAAAGAUUUAGUGGACGCUUACGGGAGGUGGUCGCUUACGAGAAUCGAACCACAGGUAGUCUCCUCAGAGAAGAGGUCCCGACACAUCUACUAUACAUCGUGGCAGAGAAAUCAUUGCAUGCGAUUUCUAAGUUCCGUAAACGAGUUAGUUUUGUGUUAGCUUUUUUCGUGUACUCUGAGUGGCGUAGUAUAUGCAGUGACCAGAGACCACAUCACGCGUAAAGUGGUCGCUUACGAGAGCACACAAACAAUAUUAAAAACAACAAAAUCGUCAGGCCAAAAAGAAGUGGUCGCGGUCGCUCCUGUGAGGUGGUCGUUUCAGCGAACGAUUUUGAUUACAGGGAUUUGAUUGGGAACAUUUUGGUGUUUUGGUUAGGUGGUCGCAUGGGAGGUGUGGUCGCACAAGAGGUUCGACCGUAGUCAUGCAAUGCUUUCUCUUGGUAUACCGCGAAUAUCCCACUAUUGAUUUGAAUGUUUCAUAGAUAAAACUGUGUACACUGAGAAAAAUCAAGUUACUCCUGGGAUAUAUUUCACGGUAUGCCACUUGAAAUUGUUGCACAACUACAGCCCUGCACAAAGACCUUCUGACAGUAAUGCAGCAUUCGUAACCCCAUAAACAGUUGAAACUCGGGAAAGGUUCUGGAUACAAGCGUCCAACCUUGUUUGUGGGGUGGGAGAUGGGUUGGGCAUGUGUGAUUUAAAGAAAGCCCAGCAAAUGUAAACUUUUAUUAUCUAUUAUUGUAGCAGGUGUUUGCCCUUCAAUGUGUAUAUAUGUGUAUAUAUUUUAUCUGAUUCCAGAGAAUGACACAUGGGCUGAUUGCGUUGGACUUACGAUGCGCAAAUGCAUGUUGCUAUCUGAAAAACUGAUAAAGGAAGGUAAAUCGAUGGAUUUCGUGUCCGCAACGACCGAGUACAUCAACUGUUGCAAAAAGGCAGACAAGUACAAGUGUCCGGCAAAAAUGCUGGAUCACUAUAUUCACACUAUGGAUGUUUAUUAUCAACACCUGGAUUAA
This is a messenger RNA of Porites lobata, 7098 nucleotides long. Lineage: Eukaryota; Metazoa; Cnidaria; Anthozoa; Scleractinia; Poritidae. The record is from the annotation of a GenBank genome assembly.